UCCUCGGCAUGUCCCGGGGGGUUCAAACAGUUCGGCAUGUCGUGCUACGCCUACCUGGAUCACAAGGAGACCUGGGCCGAUGCUCAGAGCAUAUGCAGGGCAUUGGGAGGGUUCGUGGCCGAGGUCUACAGCGACCAAGAGAACGAGUUCCUCAAGCAGAUGAUGAGAGACCACGGUUCCAAGACCAUCUGGCUGGGAGCUGACGAUUUGAUCAUUGAAGGGAAAUGGUACUGGGCUACCUCUGGCACCUCUGUGGAUGAGUACUCUGACUGGGCACCUGGCCAACCCGACUCGACCGCCUCUGGUGACGAGAACUGCAUGGAGUUCAACCUGGAGUCCUUUGGUGGUCAUUGGAACGACGAUCAGUGCGACCACCACCAGCGCUUCAUCUGCCAGAAGUACAUUACCGCUGACGUCAUUGGCUAGACGCCCUGAACUCGUGAUGGGCCUUGAUUUGACCUUGUUACGAGUGGUUGGAAUACUACUGUGCAAUCACCAAACGUGCAGCGAUUUUGUCUUUACUUUUGCGUAGAAGGAAUGAAAUUUAUAAAAAGACUGCACAUGCAUGCAUAAAUUCUUAUAGUACUUGUUAUGGUAAAAAUUGAGAUACUGGAGGUGGGGAUAGUUGUUCAUUAAAAAAAGAAAUAUUAAUAAUACAUAUCUCCGUAGGAGUAUUACUUUUUCA
Molecule: messenger RNA, 685 nt
Organism: Aplysia californica (California sea hare)
Lineage: Eukaryota; Metazoa; Mollusca; Gastropoda; Aplysiida; Aplysiidae
Product: perlucin
Source: RefSeq, a predicted model, not a curated record